ACUGUGCCUUCACCAAAUCGCCCCACGUCACAAGAGAGAAAGGGAUUAUGGAGUUUCCAAUAAAUGAUGUGGCCGUGGGUGAGGACCUAAUUGGAGCUUUUCUAAGGAGACAAGGAGUUGAUGCACAUACACUCAUCCCUCAUCAUGAUGUUGUUGAUUAUAAGUUCCACCAUCACAAACUCACAUUAGUCUCCUCCUCAGCAUCAUCAUCACUUCAAGAAGAAGAAGAUGAAGAAAAUAGUGAUGAUGAUGAUGAGGAAGACUACUCUUGUAGAAAGUCGGAGUUAAUAUGUGAUGCGUGCAUUACUCCGAUAUUUCUAAAACAAACAUCAUCUACUUCUUCUUCUUCAUCUUCUUGUUCAGGUAGUAGUAGUAGUAAAGAUUACUACUACAUGAGAUGCAGCAUGAGAUCAUGCAAAUACUAUCUUCACUUGGCGUGCUUCCACUUGCCACAUCAGAUCUCUUCUCUUCCUCUCCUCCACCAACAUGAGAAUGAGAAUGAGAAUGAGAAUGAGAAUGAUCACAGCCUUGUCCUUCAAUCCGGUGACAAACAUAAACCAUGGAAGUCGACAUAUUGCGGAGUCUGCUGUACACAUACGAAUGGUCUGUAUUAUGCCUGUACGAAAUGUGAUGAUGGCUUCAAAGUAGAUAUAAAGUGCGCUUCAAUGCCGGAAACCAUAUAUCAUGCAGCUCACCAUCCACACACCCUCAACCUUCUAUCAAAAGAAGAUACUGAGAUGAGAGCUUCCGAUACAUCAUGUGAUGGCUGUAACGAUUAUUUCUGGUUUUCUAAUAAUAGCUAUGCAUGCGGCAGCUGUGAUUACAUCGUGCACUUUGAAUGCGCAGUGCUGCCGGCAUCAAACACCAGCGGUAGAUGGGACAAACACCACCUGCUUUUGAUGCACGAUGCCACUCUAAACCGUCCCGGUGAUUUCUACUGCAAUCAAUGCGAGAAACAAAUGAAUCCCAAGCGUUGGAUGUAUCACUGCCGCAGCUGCGAUAUAUCCUUCCAUCCGAGAUGCCUUGUCACUACAUCCGGCGGGUUUAGAAACAUCAAGUUUGGUCAAAAAUAUGUGAUAGCCGGAGCUCACCGCCACACUCUCACCUUCCAAAUUCUCACUACAAAACGCCAUUGCGACGUUUGUCGUGAGUAUAGGCAUGGAUGGCAAGGAUUUUACUGUGCACCGUGCAUGUUCUUCCUUUGUUACUACUGCAAAAAAAUGAUCGAAGAUGGCAACAUUGAGGCUGUGGAUUGAAAAACAAAACUCAAUGUUUACCAUUUUAUUCUUCUACAUUU
Molecule: messenger RNA, 1297 nt
Organism: Salvia hispanica
Lineage: Eukaryota; Viridiplantae; Streptophyta; Magnoliopsida; Lamiales; Lamiaceae
Source: RefSeq, a predicted model, not a curated record